This is a messenger RNA of Ustilaginoidea virens, 1644 nucleotides long. RefSeq lists its product as uncharacterized. Gene Ontology annotation, molecular function: transporter activity. The record is from RefSeq and is a predicted model, not a curated record. Lineage: Eukaryota; Fungi; Ascomycota; Sordariomycetes; Hypocreales; Clavicipitaceae. The transcript is spliced from 4 exons. Gene Ontology annotation, biological process: transport. Bases 1 to 1644 code for a protein of 547 amino acids.
AUGAAUCUAACCUGCAACUCCACGCUGGAUGACCUGAGGAUCUCUCCGGGCUCAGAAAGGAUUCUCGUUGGACCGCUCAACUUCCAUGACCUAGCUCGAAUCAUCGCCGCCUCGUGCACCCUCAUCGCCACCGCCUUGAGCCUGUACCUCGUUUGGAUGCACGCUCUGCACUACACGCAGCCACGCGAGCAAAGAUACAUCAUCCGCAUCCUCUUCAUGGUCCCAGUAUACGCCAUCUCCUCCUUUCUGCAGCUGGAGUGGUACUGGCACGCCAUUUACUUCCAAGUCAUAUCCGACUGCUACGAAGCCUUUGCCAUUGCCUCCUUCUUUGCGCUCCUCUGCCACUACGUUGCUCCCGACCUGCACAGACAGAAAGCCUUCUUUCGGGAGCUUCGCCCCGUGAAGCCGUGGGUCUUGCCCAUCAACUGGUUCGCCAAGUGCUGCGGAGGCCAACGAGGCAUCUGGAGGACACCCACCAGCGGCUUGACCUGGUUCAACAUCAUCUGGAUCGGCGUCUACCACUACUGCUUCAUCCGAGUCGCCAUGACCAUAUCAGCCGUGGUGGCCCAGUACUACAAGAGAUACUGCGAAAGCUCCAACAGUCCGGUUUUUGGGCACAUUUGGGUCAUUGUUCUCAACGCCGUGGCGGUCACCAUCGCCAUGUAUUGCCUCAUCCAAUUCUACGUGCAGCUCAAGGAAGCGCUCGCGGAGCACAAGCUAUUCGUCAAGAUUGUCGCCAUCAAGCUGGUAGUCUUCUUGUCCUUUUGGCAAGCGUCCGCCAUCUCGGUUGGCACGUCGACUCUUAAGAUUGUCCACCCCAACCAGGCUCUCGCCUAUCCCGACCUCAAGGUCGGCAUCCCGGCCCUGCUCCUCUGCGUCGAGAUGGCCUUGUUCGCCGUUCUUCAUCUUUGGGCCUUCCCCUACGCCCCCUACACCGACAGCGCCCCGCUGACCUUUUACCCCGUGCCCGACGCCGACAAGGCCAUUCCCUCGGAAGCGAACACCCGGGAAGCGGCCUCGGGCGGCUUCAUGGGCUUCAUGGCCAUCUUCGACGCCUUGAACUUGUGGGACUUUAUCAAGGCGUUUGGAAGGGGGAUGAGAUGGCUGUUCUGCGGGGUCAAGCGCCGCAAAGAGGACAUUAGCUACAGGCUGAACCACGGCGACAGCCUGGAAAUGGACAGUCUGCCGGACGGCAAGGACGGGCCGGUUCCGUACGACGGCCUGCGACCCACCGCCGGAGUCUCGACGCCGGUCCCUGGCUAUGGCCAGUACAAACCGACCGAACCCAACGCUCACCCUGCGCAGCAGCAGCAACAGCAACAACAGCAACAGGCCGCGUCCCGUCGCAAUGCCGGGAUGGCCGGGGCGGAGGAAAACGCCGGUCUGAUGGACCACGCGCAGCCGAAUCCCGAGCAGCGCUCGUACGACACGAGGCCGCCUCCUCCGCGGCCGCGGAGGGACGCGUCGCCGUACGACGAGCCUUAUCGGGUAACGCGGGCUCACCCCGAUGCCCACCCGAUCGGUCUGGCGCAGGGACACGACGACGACGACGGCUACGGCGACCGUCAUCGGAGGCAGGCGGCACUGACAGACGCGCAGGCAGCGAUCGGCGAAGCACUCUGGAGGAAUGGGCCUCGUCGAUGA